CGCACAUCUGACAGAAUGAAUGAAACAGAGGACGUGCAGAGUGGUGAAUCUGAAGUGAUUGUGAAAACGGUGAAAGAAGCAAGUGUUGAGGGCUUAGUCGUGACUGGUGGAGGGAAAGAGGGGAUCUUCAUUAAAGAAGUGAAACUAGAUUCACCUGCUUCCAAAGAACUGAGAGUGAAAGAGGGUGAUCAAAUACUAAGUGCUACAGUAUACUUUGAUAAUGUUUCAUAUGAAGAUGCUCUUCAAAUUCUUGAGCGUGCUCAACCAUAUAAAAUGGAAAUUCUCCUAAGACGCAAAGUGGAACCAACCAUACCAGAAAACGCUGAACUUUUGCAUCCAGAGGAAAAAGACCAUGGGCCACCAGUGAUGAGAAGCCAGAGGAAAAUGAAAAAACAGCAGGAACGCAUCUCAUGGCCGAAGUUCCCAUCCUUUGGCAAGGGACCUAAAGUGCAGUUCAACAGAUCUCACAGCACAUCAGAAGCAGAGGAACACAGGAAGUUAGAGCUGAGCCCAUCAACAAGUGACAAUGAAUCUCCAACAAAAUCUCCACUGAAAUGUCCAGAUGGAAAGGACAAAAAAAAAAAGCACAAGGUUGAACUUAAAAUGAAGAUGAAGGGCCACAGGAGCAAGUCUGUUGAGGAGGGUAUAUUAGAAGAAAAGGUUGCUGAGGGACAUGAGGAAAAAUUUCAAGAUAUCCUACAGGGUCUGGAUGGAGCUGAAUAUGAGAUUUCUACCGAGACUGAGAAUGAUGAUCCAUUUCAAAUGGAACGGCAUGAAGCUCAUUUAAUUAGUUUGGGCAACACAUUAAAGACUACAGAUAUUUCAGUUGCUCUUGCAAAUGGAGGAAAAAGAGAGAGUUCAGAAAUGAAAGUCAAAGUUCAUGAGGAGGAUGCACCUGAUAUUGGAGCAGAAAACCAAGCAGAAUCUUUCAAAGGUUUGCACACAAUUUCAGCUCCACCAGCCCAUGACAGUGAUGUAUUACCACAGACAGUGGUAGAAAAAUUUGACGAUGUUCUCAGCAUAAAGGGAACAGGAAAAGAUAGUUCAGAGAAAAAUUUUUUGGAAUUUGGGCAUGCAGAACUUGGGAUGCCAAAUGUAGAUAUUUGUGUAGAAGCAUCAAAAAAAUCUCCAAGGAUUGGUGAUGAAAAGCAAAGGAGAUCAGGGUUUCAAAAUGAGAGUUAUGGGAUUCGAACCAGAGGUCCGAUGGCAGACAUUGCCACAGCAAAGUCCCACUUUGUUCGUACAGAAAACGGGCUUCAGUUCAUUUCACCAGAUUUUUCUGAGCUAAUGCAAGUGGGGAAAACUAAAGACAAAUUAACUGACAAAGAAGAAAUCGAAACUUCCACGUCACCAACAGAAAGAUUAAUUCUAGCAGAUCUAGAUAGAACAUCAACAUUAAAAUUUAAAUUGCCAAACAUAGAAACCUCUGGAUUUGUACCAGAUAAAGAAAUAAAAAUUUCAGAAGUGGAAAAAAUUAGGACCCAUCUACCUAAACGAGACGAUAUUGAAAUUCCAGGAAUGGAAAAUAAAAAAAUUAAACCCAGUCUUCAGACACCAGAAAUUAAGCUAAUAAAAACCGAGAAAAGUAUGAAUAUUACAAAGGAGAGAGAAAUCCAAUAUCAUCAAAUAGAUGAAGAGUUUAAUGUUGAGGAUGUUAAAGUGGCUGUCUCCAAAUUCCCUUGUUUUAAACUGCCUGAGGGAGACAUAACAGGAGUUCUUGUGCAAAGAGAAAUUACAAUUAUGGAACAGAAGUCAGAGAAGUCGACUCCUAGGGGAUCUCCACGUAAAAUAUCUACCACGAGUACAGACAGUUGCACUAGUAUCCUUAAAAGUAAAGUGGGUGAAGAAAAGUCACCAUCUACUGAUACUGUAGAUAAGGACACAGCAUUCAAGAUGCCAAAAGUUGAACUACCAUCUAUUGAUGAGCAAACAUCAAUACCUGUGAUGAAAAUAGACUACACACAGCUACAGAUAACGGAUUAUGAGAGAUUUGGAGGUAUAAAUUUCAAACUUCCAAAGCGGGAAGAUAUUGAAAUACCAGGGAUGGAAGCCAUAAAGGAAUCAAAACUACAAGACACAGCAAUUAAAACAGUCAGUGGUGCAGACCUUGACAAAGCUGAAAGACCAAGAACUAAAAAACACAGUGACAAGAAAGGUCAUGACAAGAAAUCAAAGAAACCAAGCCAACAUGAAAAUCAGUCUCUAAUUAUUAGUACUGAAUUACAGAAGAGAGAUCCCUCUAAAAUAUAUACUGAAGAAACAAGAAUCCAUGAAAAACAAACAUUCAAAAUACCCAAAAUAGGGGACGUUGAGAAUAUAGAUGCUCCAGUACAGGUCAUUAAUAUUUUACAAGAUACUAUGGGAAAAAAGGACUUGCCACAAAAAACAGAAACUGGCAAAACAAAAUAUAAAAUUCCCUCAAUUACCCUGCCAGAAUCUGGCACUAAAGUUCCAAGGGGAGUAGAAGAUAUCUCAGCUGAGGAUGUACAAGUAGAAGAAGCUGAAAUAAUUUUACCAAUGGAUAAAUUAAAAACAUCAGAUGAGCCUUUAUUAUCUAACUUAGAAGGCAUUGAUGUAAAUAAAGAUGGGCAGCCUGUCAAUGUGUAUGGCAGAGCUCAUGAUACUGAAGCUGGGCAAGGGACAAAGUUCAAACUGCCAAAAUUUGAAAUAAGCUUUCCAGAAGUAAAACCACCAAGAAUUAUUUGUACAUCAAAGAAAGAUGAUGACAGUUCAUUAUCAGAAAAAGAAAGUGCUGAAAUUCCAGUAGUACAUUCCUCUAAAGCUGAACUACCAGAUGUCAAACUUGAUGUGGACACAGACCAAACAGAAAUAAAUUCUGAAAUAACUAAAGUGAAAAUUAAAAGACCAGGCUUUUCAUUUCCCAGGUUUGGAAUAGCUACAUCAGAACAUACAGCCCAAGAAGCUGAUGUUAAUCUCACAAAUGUUGAUAUGUCUUUACCAGAGGGAAGUAUAGAAACUCAGAGUCCAGACACAAAAAUUGCAAUAUCAGUGAAAGAGGGUAAACAGAAGGAUGCAACAAAGUUCAAAAUUCCUUCAAUCAAAUUUCCACAUUUUGGAGCCAAAGUUACAAAGGCAGUGGUGGAGACCUCUUAUGUGGAGCCUGAUGUUAAAGGAGCUCAAAUAAGUUUGCCACAUACAGAGAUAAAAUUGUCAGCUGAGCCACUCUCAGUGGAUGUAAAAGGGCCUGAUGCAGACAAACAAACCAAAUCUGUCAGUGUGGAAAUAAAAGAUCAGGAUAUUCAAAUGAAGGAGCAAGGGACUAAAUUCAAAUUGCCAAAAUUUGGAAUCAGUCUUCCUGAAAUAAAAGGUCCAAAAAUAGAUGUAAGUUCAGACAAGGCAGAGAUUGACAUUUCUGUACCCAAGGAGAAAGUAGAAGUUCAUCUACCUGAUGUUGAAGUUCAGGGUGUAACAGCUGAAGUAAAAGCUGACCUGCCAGAAUUCAAAUUGCCUUCAAUCAACUUCCCAAAGUUUGGCAUUAAAGGUCCAAAAGCAUCAGUGGAGAUCCCCGAUGUGGAUGUAGAGGUUAAAGGACCUGAAAUAGGUCUACCUGAGGCAGAGAUAAAAUUGUCAGGUGAGCCACUCUCAGUGGAUGUAAAAGGGCCUGAUGCAGACAAAGAAACCAAAUCUGUCAGUAUGGAAAUAAAAGAUCAGGAUUUUCAAGUGAAGGAGCAGGGGACAAAAUUCAAAUUGCCAAAAUUUGGAAUCAGUCUUCCUGAAAUAAAAGGUCCAAAAAUAGAUGUAAGUUCAGACAAGGCAGAGAUUGACAUUUCUGUACCCAAGGGGAAAGUAGAAGUUCAUCCACCUGAUGUUAAAGGUGAGGGUGUAACAGCUGAAGCAAAAGCUGACCUGCCAGAAGUGGAUUCCAAAGAUUUUGAAUUAAAAAUGAAGACACCAGGCUUUUCGUUUCCUAAAAUUGGAUUUGAUAAAUCAGAAGUUAAGCCACCUGAAUUUGGUGUGUCUUUGCCUGAAGGAAAUUUAGAGAUAGGAAAGCCAACCACCGAUGUAACGGUAUCAAUAGAAGAUGCAGAACUAAAAGGACGGUCAAAGUUUGGUUCUCCAACUAAGUUCAAAUUGCCUUCAAUCAACUUCCCAAAGUUUGGCGUUAAAGGUCCAAAAGCAUCAGUAGAUAUCCCUGAUGUGGAUGCAGAGGUUAAAGGACCGGAAAUAAGUCUACCUGAGGCAGAGAUAAAAUUGUCAGCUGAUCCACUCUCAGUGGAUGUAAAAGGGCCUGAUGCAGACAAACAAACCAAAUCUGUCAGUGUGGAAAUAAAAGAUCAGGAUAUUCAAAUAAAGGAGCACGGGACUAAAUUCAAAUUGCCAAAAUUUGGAAUCAGUCUUCCUGAAAUAAAAGGUCCAAAAAUAGAUGUAGGUUCAGACAAGGCAGAGAUUGACAUUUCUGUACCAAAGGGAAAAGUAGAAGUUCAUCUACCUGAUGUUGAAGUUCAGGGUGUAACAGCUGAAGUAAAAGCUGACCUGCCAGAAGUGGAUUCCAAAGAUUUUGAAGUAAAAAUGAAAACACCAGGCUUUUCGUUUCCUAAAAUUGGAUUUGAUAAAUCAGAAGUUAAGGCACCUGAAGUUGAUGUGUCUUUGCCUGAAGGAAAUUUGGAGAUAGAAAAGCCAACCACCGAUGUAACAGUAUCAAUAGAAGAUGCAGAAAUAAAAGGACGGUCACAGUUUGGUUCUCCAACUAAGUUUAAAUUGCCUUCAAUCAACUUCCCAAAGUUUGGCAUUAAAGGUCCAAAAGCAUCAGUGGAGAUCCCCGAUGUGGAUGUAGAGGUUAAAGGACCGGAAAUAAGUUUACCAGAGGCAGAGAUAAAAUUGUCAGCUGAGCCACUCUCAGUGGAUGUAAAAGGGCCUGAUGCAGACAAACAAACCAAAUCUGUCAGUAUGGAAAUAAAAGAUCAGGAUAUUCAAAUGAAGGAGCAAGGGACUAAAUUCAAAUUGCCAAAAUUUGGAAUCAGUCUUCCUGAAAUAAAAGGUCCAAAAAUAGAUGUAAGUUCAGACAAGGCAGAGAUUGACAUUUCUGUUCCCAAGGAGAAAGUAGAAGUUCAUCUACCUGAUGUUGAAGUUCAGGGUGUAACAGCUGAAGUAAAAGCUGACCUGCCAGAAGUGGAUUCCAAAGAUUUUGAAGUAAAAAUGAAAACACCCGGCUUUUCGUUUCCUAAAAUUGGAUUUGAUAAAUCAGAAGUUAAGGCACCUGAAGUUGAUGUGUCUUUGCCUGAAGGAAAUUUGGAGAUAGAAAAGCCAACUACCGAUGUAACGGUAUCAAUAGAAGAUGCAGAAAUAAAAGGACGGUCAAAGUUUGGUUCUCCAACUAAGUUUAAAUUGCCUUCAAUCAACUUCCCAAAGUUUGGCAUUAAAGGUCCAAAAGCAUCAGUGGAGAUCCCCGAUGUGGAUGUAGAGGUUAAAGGACCGGAAAUAAGUUUACCAGAGGCAGAGAUAAAAUUCUCAGCUGAUCCACUCUCAGUGGAUGUAAAAGGGCCUGAUGCAGACAAACAAACCAAAUCUGUCAGUGUGGAAAUAAAAGAUCAGGAUAUUCAAAUGAAGGAGCAAGGGACUAAAUUCAAAUUGCCAAAAUUUGGAAUCAGUCUUCCUGAAAUAAAAGGUCCAAAAAUAGAUGUAAGUUCAGACAAGGCAGAGAUUGACAUUUCUGUACCCAAGGAGAAAGUAGAAGUUCAUCUACCUGAUGUUGAAGUUCAGGGUGUAACAGCUGAAGUAAAAGCUGACCUGCCAGAAGUGGAUUCCAAAGAUUUUGAAGUAAAAAUGAAAACACCUGGCUUUUCGUUUCCUAAAAUUGGAUUUGAUAAAUCAGAAGUUAAGGCACCUGAAGUUGAUGUGUCUUUGCCUGAAGGAAAUUUGGAGAUAGAAAAGCCAACUACCGAUGUAACGGUAUCAAUAGAAGAUGCAGAAAUAAAAGGACGGUCAAAGUUUGGUUCUCCAACUAAGUUUAAAUUGCCUUCAAUCAACUUCCCAAAGUUUGGCAUUAAAGGUCCAAAAGCAUCAGUGGAGAUCCCUGAUGUGGAUGUAGAGGUUAAAGGACCUGAAAUAGGUCUACCUGAGGCAGAGAUAAAAUUGUCAGGUGAGCCACUCUCAGUGGAUGUAAAUUGGCCUGAUGCAGACAAACAAACCAAAUCUGUCAGUGUGGAAAUAAAAGAUCAGGAUAUUCAAAUGAAGGAGCAAGGGACUAAAUUCAAAUUGCCAAAAUUUGGAAUCAGUCUUCCUGAAAUAAAAGGUCCAAAAAUAGAUGUAAGUUCAGACAAGGCAGAGAUUGACAUUUCUGUACCCAAGGAGAAAGUAGAAGUUCAUCUACCUGAUGUUGAAGUUCAGGGUAUAACAGCUGAAGUAAAAGCUGACCUGCCAGAAGUGGAUUCCAAAGAUUUUGAAGUAAAAAUGAAAACACCCGGCUUUUCGUUUCCUAAAAUUGGAUUUGAUAAAUCAGAAGUUAAGGCACCUGAAGUUGAUGUGUCUUUGCCUGAAGGAAAUUUGGAGAUAGAAAAGCCAACUACCGAUGUAACGGUAUCAAUAGAAGAUGCAGAAAUAAAAGGACGGUCAAAGUUUGGUUCUCCAACUAAGUUCAAAUUGCCUUCAAUCAACUUCCCAAAGUUUGGCGUUAAAGGUCCAAAAGCAUCAGUGGAGAUCCCUGAUGUGGAUGUAGAAGUUAAAGGACCGGAAAUAAGUUUACCAGAGGCAGAGAUAAAAUUGUCAGCUGAUCCACUCUCAGUGGAUGUAAAAGGGCCUGAUGCAGACAAACAAACCAAAUCUGUCAGUGUGGAAAUAAAAGAUCAGGAUAUUCAAAUGAAGGAGCAAGGGACUAAAUUCAAAUUGCCAAAAUUUGGAAUCAGUCUUCCUGAAAUAAAAGGUCCAAAAAUAGAUGUAAGUUCAGACAAGGCAAAGAUUGACAUUUCUGUACCCAAGGAGAAAGUAGAAGUUCAUCUACCUGAUGUUGAAGUUCAGGGUGUAACAGCUGAAGUAAAAGCUGACCUGCCAGAAGUGGAUUCCAAAGAUUUUGAAGUAAAAAUGAAAACACCUGGCUUUUCGUUUCCUAAAAUUGGAUUUGAUAAAUCAGAAGUUAAGGCACCUGAAGUUGAUGUUUCUUUGCCUGAAGGAAAUUUGGAGAUAGAAAAGCCAACUACCGAUGUAACGGUAUCAAUAGAAGAUGCAGAAAUAAAAGGACGGUCAAAGUUUGGUUCUCCAACUAAGUUUAAAUUGCCUUCAAUCAACUUCCCAAAGUUUGGCAUUAAAGGUCCAAAAGCAUCAGUGGAGAUUCCUGAUGUGGAUGUAGAGGUUAAAGGACCUGAAAUAGGUCUACCUGAGGCAGAGAUAAAAUUGUCAGGUGAGCCACUCUUAGUGGAUGUAAAGGGGCCUGAUGCAGACAAACAAACCAAAUCUAUCAGUGUGGAAAUAAAAGAUCAGGAUAUUCAAAUGAAGGAGCAAGGGACUAAAUUCAAAUUGCCAAAAUUUGGAAUCAGUCUUCCUGAAAUAAAAGGUCCAAAAAUAGAUGUAAGUUCAGACAAGGCAGAGAUUGACAUUUCUGUACCCAAGGAGAAAGUAGAAGUUCAUCUACCUGAUGUUGAAGUUCAGGGUGUAACAGCUGAAGUAAAAGCUGACCUGCCAGAAGUGGAUUCCAAAGAUUUUGAAGUAAAAAUGAAAACACCCGGCUUUUCGUUUCCUAAAAUUAGAUUUGAUAAAUCAGAAGUUAAGGCACCUGAAGUUGAUGUGUCUUUGCCUGAAGGAAAUUUGGAGAUAGAAAAGCCAACUACCGAUGUAACGGUAUCAAUAGAAGAUGCAGAAAUAAAAGGACGGUCAAAGUUUGGUUCUCCAACUAAGUUUAAAUUGCCUUCAAUCAACUUCCCAAAGUUUGGCAUUAAAGGUCCAAAAGCAUCAGUGGAGAUCCCUGAUGUGGAUGUACAGGUUAAAGGACCUGAAAUAGGUCUACCUGAGGCAGAGAUAAAAUUGUCAGGUGAGCCACUCUCAGUGGAUGUAAAGGGGCCUGAUGCAGACAAACAAACCAAAUCUGUCAGUGUGGAAUUAAAAGAUCAGGAUAUUCAAAUGAAGGAGCAAGGGACUAAAUUCAAAUUGCCAAAAUUUGGAAUCAGUCUUCCUGAAAUAAAAGGUCCAAAAAUAGAUGUAAGUUCAGACAAGGCAGAGAUUGACAUUUCUGUACCCAAGGAGAAAGUAGAAGUUCAUCUACCUGAUGUUGAAGUUCAGGGUGUAACAGCUGAAGUAAAAGCUGACCUGCCAGAAGUGGAUUCCAAAGAUUUUGAAGUAAAAAUGAAAACACCCGGCUUUUCGUUUCCUAAAAUUGGAUUUGAUAAAUCAGAAGUUAAGGCACCUGAAGUUGAUGUGUCUUUGCCUGAAGGAAAUUUGGAGAUAGAAAAGCCAACUACCGAUGUAACGGUAUCAAUAGAAGAUGCAGAAAUAAAAGGACGGUCAAAGUUUGGUUCUCCAACUAAGUUCAAAUUGCCUUCAAUCAACUUCCCAAAGUUUGGCGUUAAAGGUCCAAAAGCAUCAGUGGAGAUCCCUGAUGUGGAUGUAGAGGUUAAAGGACCGGAAAUAAGUUUACCAGAGGCAGAGAUAAAAUUGUCAGCUGAGCCACUCUCAGUGGAUGUAAAAGGGCCUGAUGCAGACAAACAAACCAAAUCUGUCAGUAUGGAAAUAAAAGAUCAGGAUAUUCAAAUGAAGGAGCAAGGGACUAAAUUCAAAUUGCCAAAAUUUGGAAUCAGUCUUCCUGAAAUAAAAGGUCCAAAAAUAGAUGUAAGUUCAGACAAGGCAGAGAUUGACAUUUCUGUACCCAAGGAGAAAGUAGAAGUUCAUCUACCUGAUGUUGAAGUUCAGGGUGUAACAGCUGAAGUAAAAGCUGACCUGCCAGAAGUGGAUUCCAAAGAUUUUGAAGUAAAAAUGAAAACACCCGGCUUUUCGUUUCCUAAAAUUGGAUUUGAUAAAUCAGAAGUUAAGGCACCUGAAGUUGAUGUGUCUUUGCCUGAAGGAAAUUUGGAGAUAGAAAAGCCAACUACCGAUGUAACGGUAUCAAUAGAAGAUGCAGAAAUAAAAGGACGGUCAAAGUUUGGUUCUCCAACUAAGUUCAAAUUGCCUUCAAUCAACUUCCCAAAGUUUGGCAUUAAAGGUCCAAAAGCAUCAGUGGAGAUCCCCGAUGUGGAUGUAGAGGUUAAAGGACCUGAAAUAGGUCUACCUGAGGCAGAGAUAAAAUUGUCAGGUGAGCCACUCUCAGUGGAUGUAAAAGGGCCUGAUGCAGACAAAGAAACCAAAUCUGUCAGUAUGGAAUUAAAAGAUCAGGAUUUUCAAGUGAAGGAGCAAGGGACAAAAUUCAAAUUGCCAAAAUUUGGAAUCAGUCUUCCUGAAAUAAAAGGUCCAAAAAUAGAUGUAAGUUCAGACAAGGCAGAGAUUGACAUUUCUGUACCCAAGGGGAAAGUAGAAGUUCAUCCACCUGAUGUUAAAGGUGAGGGUGUAACAGCUGAAGCAAAAGCUGACCUGCCAGAAGUGGAUUCCAAAGAUUUAGAAUUAAAAAUGAAGACACCAGGCUUUUCGUUUCCUAAAAUUGGAUUUGAUAAAUCAGAAGUUAAGCCACCUGAAUUUGGUGUGUCUUUGCCUGAAGGAAAUUUAGAGAUAGGAAAGCCAACCACCGAUGUAACGGUAUCAAUAGAAGAUGCAGAACUAAAAGGACGGUCAAAGUUUGGUUCUCCAACUAAGUUCAAAUUGCCUUCAAUCAACUUCCCAAAGUUUGGCGUUAAAGGUCCAAAAACAUCAGUAGAUAUCCCUGAUGUGGAUGUAGAGGUUAAAGGACCUGAAAUAGGUCUACCUGAGGCAGAGAUAAAAUUGUCAGCUGAGCCACUCUCAGUGGAUGUAAAAGGGCCUGAUGCAGACAAACAAACCAAAUCUGUCAGUGUGGAAAUAAAAGAUCAGGAUAUUCAAAUGAAGGAGCAAGGGACUAAAUUCAAAUUGCCAAAAUUUGGAACCAGUCUUCCUGAAAUAAAAGGUCCAAAAAUAGAUGUAGGUUCAGACAAGGCAGAGAUUGACAUUUCUGUACCAAAGGGAAAAGUAGAAGUUCAUCUACCUGAUGUUGAAGUUCAGGGUGUAACAGCUGAAGUAAAAGCUGACCUGCCAGAAGUGGAUUCCAAAGAUUUUGAAGUAAAAAUGAAAACACCAGGCUUUUCGUUUCCUAAAAUUGGAUUUGAUAAAUCAGAAGUUAAGGCACCUGAAGUUGAUGUGUCUUUGCCUGAAGGAAAUUUAGAGAUAGAAAAGCCAACUACCGAUGUAACAGUAUCAAUAGAAGAUGCAGAACUAAAAGGACGGUCAAAGUUUGGUUCUCCAACUAAGUUUAAAUUGCCUUCAAUCAACUUCCCAAAGUUUGGCAUUAAAGGUCCAAAAGCAUCAGUGGAGAUCCCCGAUGUGGAUGUAGAGGUUAAAGGACCUGAAAUAGGUCUACCAGAGGCAGAGAUAAAAUUGUCAGCUGAGCCACUCUCAGUGGAUGUAAAAGGGCCUGAUGCAGACAAAGAAACCAAAUCUGUCAGUGUGGAAAUAAAAGAUCAGGAUUUUCAAAUGAAGGAGCAAGGGACUAAAUUUAAAUUGCCAAAAUUUGGAAUCAGUCUUCCUGAAAUAAAAGGUCCAAAAAUAGAUGUAAGUUCAGACAAGGCAGAGAUUGACAUUUCUGUACCCAAGGAGAAAGUAGAAGUUCAUCUACCUGAUGUUGAAGUUCAGGGUGUAACAGCUGAAGUAAAAGCUGACCUGCCAGAAGUGGAUCCUAAAGAUAGUGACAUAAAAAUGAAGAGACCAGGAUUGUCUUUUUCCAAAUUAAGUAAAUCAGACAGCAAGGUUCCUGCAAGCGAUCUGAGUCUCCAAGUUGCUAAUAUUUCUGUGCCAGAGAAAUCCAAAAUAGAAGGACCAACCACAGAAAUUACUGCAGAACAAAACCUUCUAACCAAGUCUAGUUCACCAACCAAAUUAAAACUUUCCUCAAUAAAUAUCCCAAAAUUUGUUAAAGGACUUGAAGUAAGUUUACCAGAUGCAGAUAUUUCAGCUAAGUCAGUUUCAGAGGAUAUAAAAGAACAUGCUGUAACCAAAGAUUAUCAUUCUGGAAUGGCACACCCAAAAGGUAAAGACCCAGAAAUCAAUAUAGAAGUGAAAAUACAGUCUCUUAAUGUUAAAGUUAAGAAAGUGGAAGUAAACAAUGAAGAACCCAUAACACAAAUGGAUUCCCUAAUGGAAACAUAUAUCGCUGAAAAUGAUAAAGCUUACGUUGACAUCUUGGAAUCAAAACAAAAAUACACACAAAGAGUUAAAACAUCCUCCAAAUUCAUUUUGCCAACACUUGGUGAUGUUUUCAGUGGCUUUGACGUUGAAUUUAAUGUUCCUGCAUUUGAUGAAAUUGAAGGAGCAAAGAAAAUAUCUUUCCAAUUACUCAGAAAAGCUGAACCCAGUCCAGAAAAUGACAUUAAUGAAAAUGAGUGCAAAAGAAGUUUCACAAGAGAGUUUGAUGAGGACAAUAUUAGUCCAACUUUAUCAUUUAGUUCGUCUGAUGCUUUUGCAGAUAUAAGUUCUGCACUUACAACUGAACAGAUUAGCCUAUCCCUACCCAGCCCUACAAAGGUCAAAGUAAAAUAUUCUGAACCUAUUGCUAAUGCUGAAGGGAGUGACAUUCAUAUUGUUACUUCAACAGCCAGGACUGAACUAAUAUCCAUUGAGCCUCAUCAGCCAGAGAAAGUGAACAUUCCAUUUUCUUCUGAAACUUCCUCCUCUUCAGUGGAUACUCUAAAACAAAUAUCAGGACACAUAGUUGUGGCAAAUGUGCAAAGUGUUUCUAAAACAGAACAUGCUACAAUCAUCACUAAAGUAGAUACACAAGAUCUCAAUACAUUGCCUGCAGAAAAUGUCACUGACUCAAUGUUGUCAACUGAGGAAACAACAAUUCAAACGGAACGUAGAACCAUUUACCAGAAGCACUCUAUAAAGGAGGUUCAAGUGAUGAUAAUGUAUGUGACACAGAUAAUACAGGUUUUUGAAGGUGGCUUUAAUAAGACUUUGUGAUGACAUAGCAUCCUGAAAUCAAGAGUUUUGUUGUUUUUUGUUAGUUUUUUGAGGGAGUGAAGUAAAGCAAUUAUACUGGGCACUGACACAUUACAGUACUAAAGCAUAUACUGUAGAUUCAUCAACAGGUGAAGGAAAAUAAUUUGAGCUAACACUUAAAAUUAGAUUGAUGGCUGUGUAAAGCAGAGAAAUCAGUGUGGUCUCACAAAUCCUACACAUUUGCAUUAAGCAUGGGUUGUAUAACUUGGUAUCAUGCUUCAGAAUGCAUUUUUAUUACUUGUGUAAACAAAUGUGUUGUAUGUGUGUAAUGUGUGUAAAUGUAAUGCAAGUUAGGGCUAAGACCAACACCUACUUAAUACCAUAAUUAAAUAAAUUUGGUUAAUUAGAAUAUUUAGUAUAAAGCAGCAAAAUUGUUUAAAGUGUUCUCAUGGUCAUAUACAUAAACUGUGUCACAUUAAGAGAUGUCUAUUACAUUUUAUAUAUAUAUGACUAUUGAAAAUUAAUAAUAGAGCAACAUUCUUUUGCAAAACUCUCAUUGUAAUUUAUUAUUGUGUUGCCAUGAACUAUAAUCAUGAAAAGUGUACCCAUCUAAAAUUUUAAAAGUGCAUUUAAAUUUUUUUUAGCCAAGUUCCCUUUCUUGUCCUGCAUUAUUGUAAAACACAUCAUUGUAUUUACAUCUAAAAAUAUGCCACAAU
Molecule: messenger RNA, 12758 nt
Organism: Clarias gariepinus (North African catfish)
Lineage: Eukaryota; Metazoa; Chordata; Actinopteri; Siluriformes; Clariidae
Product: neuroblast differentiation-associated protein AHNAK
Biological process (GO): regulation of RNA splicing; peripheral nervous system myelin maintenance
Cellular component (GO): cytoplasm; nucleus
Molecular function (GO): protein binding
Source: RefSeq, a predicted model, not a curated record